Molecule: messenger RNA, 861 nt
Organism: Arabis nemorensis
Lineage: Eukaryota; Viridiplantae; Streptophyta; Magnoliopsida; Brassicales; Brassicaceae
Source: the annotation of a GenBank genome assembly
AUGACGAAAGAAGUGGUCGGAGAGAAUAGAUCUUUCUCAGGGAAAGACUAUCAAGAUCCACCACCUGAGCCUCUCUUCGAUGCAACUGAGCUUGGGAAGUGGUCCUUUUACAGAGCUCUCAUCGCUGAGUUCAUAGCCACUCUCCUCUUCCUCUACGUUACUGUUAUGACAGUCAUUGGUUACAAGAGUCAGAUCGACCCAACCCUAAAUCCUGACCAGUGUGCAGGUGUUGGAGUCCUCGGUAUCGCUUGGGCCUUUGGUGGCAUGAUCUUUAUCCUUGUCUACUGCACUGCCGGAAUCUCUGGUGGACAUAUUAAUCCGGCAGUGACCUUUGGGCUGUUCUUGGCUCGUAAAGUGACGUUGUUGAGAGCAGUGAUGUACAUAGUGGCUCAGUGUCUCGGUGCCAUUUGCGGUGUGGCUUUGGUCAAGGCCUUCCAGUCUUCUUACUACACUCGCUACGGAGGCGGCGCAAACGGUCUUUCCAACGAUUACAGCGUCGGUACCGGUGUAGCCGCCGAGAUCAUCGGUACAUUCGUCUUAGUCUACACCGUCUUCUCCGCCACUGACCCUAAGAGGAGUGCGCGUGACUCUCACGUCCCGGUAUUGGCUCCAUUACCCAUUGGAUUUGCGGUAUUCAUAGUUCACUUGGCUACAAUCCCAAUCACGGGGACUGGCAUUAACCCUGCUCGAAGUCUCGGAGCUGCAAUCAUCUACAACAAGGACAAAGCUUGGGACCAUCAUUGGAUAUUUUGGGUGGGUCCGUUUGCGGGUGCAGCCAUUGCGGCUUUCUACCAUCAGUUUGUGUUGAGGGCUGGUGCGGUGAAGGCGCUCGGGUCCUUCAGGAGCCAGCCUCACGUUUAG